AUGGCCGACGGGCGUUGGAAACCCAAGCACACAAAGAAAGUAUAUCUACCUAAUUGGACCACAUAUCAGUCCCUCUAUGGCCAAAUGGUUGGGCCGAUCUGCGUCGAAGCGAAGCGUGUUUCGACCCAUGCGAAACGUGCCGAUGAGAAGCCACCGCCACAACUUGGGACAUUUUGUGGCGAAUUCCAAGCGUCUUGGAGAACAUCAAUGGCUCGUCCCGAAGGAGCCCCACAACAAGAAGAAGAAACGGAUCUUAUCCACUCCACAAGCUUGGGGGUAGCUACAUUCUAG
Molecule: messenger RNA, 291 nt
Organism: Paracoccidioides lutzii Pb01
Exons: 3
Coding region: 1-291 (96 amino acids)
Source: RefSeq, a predicted model, not a curated record